This is a messenger RNA of Tachysurus fulvidraco (yellow catfish), 2157 nucleotides long. It is a transcript of the gene fam117ba, whose product is annotated as family with sequence similarity 117 member Ba. Bases 344 to 1345 code for a protein of 333 amino acids. The record is from RefSeq and is a predicted model, not a curated record. The transcript has 8 exons. Lineage: Eukaryota; Metazoa; Chordata; Actinopteri; Siluriformes; Bagridae.
CCCAUAGCAACCGGCUCACAUCAUCAUCAUCCUCCUCCUCUUCCCCCUCCUCCUCCACCUCCUCCUCUUCUUCCUCCUCCUCCUCCCUGUUUUUCUCCCAGCAGCUGCUUACGACCGUUUAAUCCCUGCACAUUUUAGAGAUCUUCCCGAGCUGGAUCCUGUCUUCCUUUCAGCAUUGCGCUGUUUGGUUUUAUUCCCAGCGCCAUGAACAUUUCCGUCAGAUCCGCAAAAGCCACACCCCAUUUUCACAGCCCUGAGUCUAGCUGAAGGAAAGGCCACGCCCCCCACCUGGACUCACCUGACCGAUCAGGGAACUGGCAGCUCCGCCCACCCUGCCCUCUCGAUGAGGGACAAAGCCACCCAGACCCCCAGGGCCUGGGUAGAUGAGCGCAGGAGGGGCUCCCACAAGCGCUCGGCCUCCUGCGGCAGCACCGAUCAGCUAAAGGAGAUCGCAAAACUGAGGCAGCAGCUGCAGCGCAGCAAACGUAGCAGUCGUCAUCGACGUGAUAAGGAGCGCAAAUCGCCCUUCAAUGGCAACCAUGCUAUUAUCCAAUCACAGUCCCAGAUGCCUAAAACCAUCUUGAUCCCCAUCCCCAUCUCCAAGUCCACGCCUCCUCGCUUCCGCAACAGCAUCGAGGGCCUCAACCAGGAGAUCGAGCGCAUCAUCAUACGGGACACACCUGAGCGUGAUGAGGUCAUCAUUCCACAGGACGUUCCUGACGGACACCGCGCACCCCCACCCCUUCCCCAGCGCAGCAGCAGCACACGCAGCAUCGAUACACAGACACCCUCAGGAAGAAGCCUGGGUGGUAACCGUAGCAACAGCAGCAGCCGGGCGGAUUCGGUGUCCCCGUCUUACCUCAGCAUCCUGAACGAUGCAAUGGGAAACAGUCCCUUAACCAACGAUGACACACUCAACGAGAGCAAGGAAAGAGAUCUGGGGCCGUACUCACCGCUGCCAAAGUACGCAUCCUCCCCCAAACCCAACAACAGCUAUAUGUUCAAGCGGGAGCCUCCAGAAGGCUGUGAAAGAGUCAAGGUCUUCGAGGAGAACCAGCCCAGGCCUCUGCAGGAGAUCCCUCCGUACCUGUGUCCGGACCGGAACAAGGUGAACUUCAUUCCCAAAAGCGGCUCUGCGUUUUGUCUCGUCAGCAUCCUGAAGCCGCUGCUUCCCACCCAGGAGCUGAGCUUCCGCGGCGGCGUGACGUACUGCAGCCUGUCUCCUUCCCUCGUCCCUCUCAGCGGGGUCGGAGUGCGCAGCCUGUCCCCUUCUCUCGGCCCCGUCCUGACACGAGGACGCCAGUCCCCCUGCCUCCCACGCCACCUGGAGGAGCCCGAGGGUUAGAUUCCCAUUCGAAUCUCCAGCAGUCAAGGAAUUUCAUCACCUGCAUUAUUACUAAACAGACUCAUUUCCUCAUGUGAUUCCAAAUCUCAAAGCUGUGACUGCAUCAGGGCUCGAUUUAUUCAACUGUUCCAAAUCGCUAACUGAAACUUGAAUGUGAGAUGGUUAACGUGACGCUAAUGUGUCUUACCUUUCCUGUCAGUCAGGGAUGAGGACGAGGCUGUGACGUCUUGACGUGUGUAAAGUAGAGUGUUCUUUUUUUUUUCUUUUUUUUUUACGUUCGGUGUUUUCUCGCAGUCGACCAUCAAAGCCUUUCAAGAGCCAAUUUCCCUUGUACAUAUCCCUCCUUUAACUUUUUUUUUUGGACUCUUAGAAGAACAAGGGACUCCAGUGUGCUGUGUAUGUACACUAUGUGUGUGUUAUGAGUAGUUAACAUGCAAAGAGAAAAAAAAUGUAGCUAAUAACAGGGACGGACAAACAAAAAAGAUCCUGAUCCCGUGCCUGAAACUCACCGCCUGUAGCAGCAUUAAUCCUAAACCCAGCUCUGACGUUACCUCUCCAGGGGUCUCAUUUAUUACGUUUAUUAAUCAACUUUAAUCUGUACAAACUACAAAACUAGUAUUUUAUUAUAUCGCAUACGGAUAUCCACAAUGAAUGAGAAAAUUACUGACCAUACAUCAGAGGUGGGAUUUAGUCACACAUGUGCAAGUCACAAGUACGUCUCAAGUCAUGAACGUCAAGUCAAAGUCAAGUCGUCUUUUUUUAAUAUUUGUCAAGCAAGCCUCAAGUCUCAAAUAUGCGACUCAAGCCUGACU